Tachysurus vachellii is the source of this 1384-nucleotide messenger RNA. RefSeq lists its product as uncharacterized. The transcript is spliced from 4 exons. NCBI's taxonomy places the organism in Eukaryota, Metazoa, Chordata, Actinopteri, Siluriformes, Bagridae. The coding region runs from base 345 to 1223 and encodes 292 amino acids. The record is from RefSeq and is a predicted model, not a curated record.
GUCAUGAAUGACCCGCCCUCAGAGCCGCCAUUUUUAAAACCAUUUUGUUUAUGUUGCUUAGAGACUUUGUAACGGGAUAAAUAUUAUAGACGGUUCUUUAAGUAAAUCCUGCUGUAAUGUGAUCGUGCUUCCUAUUGGCACUGAGUUUAAACUAUUUGCAGCAGAGCUAGAGAGAAUUGCUGUGGGAGAGUCGGUUCUGAGUCGGUUCUGAGAGAACUUCUGUAGGAAAUAAAUUGUAAUAUCAUCCACAUUCUGAGUGUUUGUGUUGUUGAACUGUGGGUCGGACCGGGCCGGAUUAGACCGAAGGUCACAACUUUACUACAGACGGCUGACAGGAUUAAAAGAUGGAGAAGUGGACUGAUGAAGAUGUACAGGCUCUGCUGAACAUCUACGCAGAGGAAAACAUUCAGAAAGAGUUCGAGUCUUCGGCCCGGAACGCGAAAGUGUACCAGAAGAUUUCAGCUCGUCUGGAUGAGCUGGGGAUCAGACACAGUGCACAGCGCUGCAGGGAGAAGAUCAAGAAGAUGAAGCAGGAUUAUAAAAAGAUUAAAGAUCAUAACCUUGUCAACGGAUCCAGCCGCCGCUCUGGGAAGUGGUUUGAGCGUCUGGACGCGAUCCUGGGACACCGGGGACAGGAGACGGACUGUGGGCACACAAAGGGCUGUGAGGACACAAGGGGCCAUGGGGACACAAGGGACUGUAGGGACACAAGGGGCCGUGGGGACACAAGCGGCUGUGUGGACACAAGGGGCUGUGGGGACACAAAGGACUGUGUGUCUGUGCUGCUGGAGCCGCUCACUGAGGAGGAAGAGGAGGAGGAAGAGGAGACGGUGUCCUUUACUGAGGAUGAUCAGUACUCACAGCUCAGCUUCGCUUCCCCUGCGGCCCACAGCAGACCCACCUGCCCCCCACCCACUGAACCACGUCCCCCAGGUCCACGUGCAGGGAAAAGGAAGCGUGAUGGAGACGUGCUGAAGGUGAUGAGGCAGCUGGAGGAGGAGCAGAUGGAGGCUCUGAGGCAGGAUUACGAGCAGAGAGAACGUCACUUCCAGCUGCUGCUGCAGCACAUUAAAGAGGAGAUCACUGUGAGGCAGGAGGAAGCGGCUCGGGCCAGACGGCAGCAGGGGGAGUUUCAGCAGGGGGUCCUGACGCUCCUCACUCAGCUGGUUCACGUCCUCGCUGGCAGAAACGUCCCGUCGUCCUCGUCCCCGCCCCUCGACUAACUCCGCUCUUCCUCUCCGCUCCUCCUCAUCUGUCUGCUUUCUGAUUGGCACCUGACCUUUAAUCGCACUUUAUAUGUAACUCUGUCUUUACUCUUGUGAUCUUCUGUUCACUUCAUUCUGUUAUUGUGAUCUAUUCUAAUUAAACUGACUUUAAUCCUCCA